AUGGGGCUGCUGAGAGCGUUCCUCAUGGCAGCUGGUUUGGCUUGCGCUUCUGCGCAAGCCUUGCAGCAAACCCCCGUGUCCAUCACCAAGCCAGAGGGCAAAACGGUGCUCAUCAACUGCCACGUCUCCGAUCCGGAUUUUAACAACCUUUUCAUUCACUGGUACCAAAAGAGGCCCAACGCGGCUCCCAGGCGCAUCGCUUACAUGGCCUCCAGGCUCUUCCUUCAAGACCAGUCUGAUGAGGGGAAGUUCAGUAUCGAGAAGGACCCCACCAAAUCCGUCUGCACCCUGACGGUGAGCAAAGUCACUCGGCAAGACGCCGCUACCUACUACUGUGCCAGGUGGGAUGCACAGCAAUGCACAAGUGCUUCUCAGACAGUAUCCAGCAUCCGUUACCAGGAGGCAGACCAAGACGGUCCCGAACGGAUUCUGUAUAUCGGAUCAGGUGCUGCUGUCUACGAUGACAAUUCCUAUAGGAGCAAGUACGGUGCUUCGAAGGAAGGCACCAACCUCUGCACUUUACAAGUCGAUGACAUCAGCUCCAGGGAUGAAGGAACCUACUACUGUGCCUUCUGGCAGUCCCACAGAGCUCCCAGAGCACCCGCAGCCUGCACAGGAAGCUGCCGGUACCCUGAGCGCCGGCUUUCUGUCCAACGCCGAGAGCCGCCGUCGCCCCUUCCUGCCUCGAAACAUCCCGAGGGGUCUGUGCUGAGCGUGUCAGGAGAAACAACGGGCAGAGGGAACCGCACAGAAAUGCAGCGGGCCACAUCUCAGCUGGUAAAACGCGCCGGGCUGGGGAAAAGAAGCAUUCCGGUGGGUGAUGGCAGUGAGAGCUGGAUUAUACACUAA
This is a messenger RNA of Eurypyga helias (sunbittern), 849 nucleotides long. RefSeq lists its product as uncharacterized. The transcript is spliced from 4 exons. Lineage: Eukaryota; Metazoa; Chordata; Aves; Eurypygiformes; Eurypygidae. The record is from RefSeq and is a predicted model, not a curated record. The coding region runs from base 1 to 849 and encodes 282 amino acids.